Molecule: messenger RNA, 612 nt
Organism: Vigna radiata var. radiata (mung bean)
Lineage: Eukaryota; Viridiplantae; Streptophyta; Magnoliopsida; Fabales; Fabaceae
Exons: 1
Coding region: 217-357 (46 amino acids)
Biological process (GO): negative regulation of cell population proliferation
Source: RefSeq, a predicted model, not a curated record
GUUUGUCUGGUGGGUUUAGAGGCACUGCACGCCCUUUCAUGCCCCAUCGCUGCCUCUUUACUAGACCAAUGUGAGAUAGGACCACAACCUCAACCACUUCUAUAAGAACCCUCCAUCCCUCACUCACAACACAACUCAACUUCAAAGCUUCCACCUUUAACUCCAACAUACCUUAUAACAAAGGAUAACCCCACCAUAAUUAACUCUACAAAAAAAAUGAAGAUGGCUAGUCCUACCAUGGGAGCUUCAAAGAGAAGGCUCUCAAGCAGAGGUCUUGGAGGAGCCCUCAGGGAACAAAGGGCAAGGCUAUACAUAAUCAGAAGGUGUGUGGUCAUGCUCCUCUGCUGGCAUGACUAGUACUAUGGAAAACAAGAUUGCUUCUUUCUCUCCUUUUUAUUCUCUUUUUCUUCUUCUUCUUCUUCUUCCUCUUCUUCUUCCUCUUCUCUUCCUUUCAUUCAUAUCGUAGAGUGUGUAUAUAGCUGACGGCUGGUUAUUGUGGAAGAGUGUUAACAAUUUUUUGUAUGGCUUGCUGGCCUUAUAAAUACAUAUGGCUUGGCUUUAUGUACAUCGCAAUAACAGAAUUAUUUAUAACAAUUUCAAUUUUAUCAUAUA